Messenger RNA from Felis catus (domestic cat), 1963 nucleotides. RefSeq names its product C-X-C chemokine receptor type 2. Bases 102 to 1175 code for a protein of 357 amino acids. The transcript is spliced from 2 exons. Gene Ontology annotation, biological process: neutrophil chemotaxis; G protein-coupled receptor signaling pathway; immune response. NCBI's taxonomy places the organism in Eukaryota, Metazoa, Chordata, Mammalia, Carnivora, Felidae. Gene Ontology annotation, molecular function: C-X-C chemokine receptor activity. Gene Ontology annotation, cellular component: membrane. The record is from RefSeq and is a predicted model, not a curated record.
UUUCCCUUUAUUCAUCAAGUUUCCUCUGUUAAGUCACUCUGAUCUCUGAGUUCCAGGCUGUUACAGUUGGACACACCUUGCCAGUGCCUCAGAAAGAUUCCAUGAUUGUCUUCAUGGAAAAUAUUGGGAAUGACACUGAUUGGUGGGAGUUGAUGGACGAGUUUGCAAAUUUCACUGGCACACCACCCACAGAAGAAUAUAGUCCCUGUAGGAUAGAGAUUGAAACACUCAACAAAUAUGCCGUACUGGUCAUCUAUGCCCUGGUCUUCAUGCUGAGCCUGCUGGGAAACUCCCUGGUGAUACUAGUUGUCUUAUACAGUCAGGUCAGCCGAUCUGUCACUGAUGUCUAUCUGCUGAACCUGGCCAUAGCUGACUUGCUCUUCGCCCUGACCUUACCUAUCUGGGCUGCCUCCAAGGCAAAGGGCUGGAUCUUUGGCACAUUCCUGUGCAAGGUGGUCUCUUUUCUGAAGGAAGUAAAUUUCUACAGUGGUAUUUUACUACUGGCCUGCAUCAGUGUGGACCGCUACCUGGCCAUUGUCCAUGCCACACGCACGCUGACUCGGAAGCGGCACUGGGUCAAGUUCAUAUGCUUAGGCAUCUGGGCCCUGUCCUUGCUCUUGGCCCUGCCCAUCUUCAUAUUCCGUGAGGCCAUCAAGCCCCCCUAUUCCAGCCCAGUCUGCUAUGAGGACAUGGGUGCCAAUACUGCAAAAUGGCGGAUGGUGUUGAGGGUCCUGCCCCAGAUUUUUGGCUUCCUCCUGCCCUUGAUGGUCAUGCUGCUUUGCUAUGGACUCACCCUGCGCACGCUGUUUGAGGCCCACAUGGGGCAGAAACACCGGGCCAUGAGGGUCAUCUUUGCUGUCGUGCUCAUCUUCUUGCUCUGCUGGCUGCCCUACAACCUGGUCCUGAUCGCAGACACCCUCAUGAGGCUCCGGGCGAUCAAAGAGACCUGUGAGCGCCGCAAUGACAUUGGCCGGGCCCUGGAUGCCACCGAGAUUCUGGGCUUCUUCCACAGCUGCCUCAAUCCCAUCAUCUACGCCUUCAUUGGCCAGAAGUUUCGCCAUGGACUCAUCAAGAUCAUGGCCAUCCAUGGCCUCAUCAGCAAGGAGCACUUGUCCAAGGACAGCAGGCCUUCCUUUGUUGGCUCUUCUUCAGGGAACACUUCUACUACCUUCUAGGCCCCUGCCCCUGUUGCAGCCCCUCGGGGCUCCUCCCUUGCCAUCAGCACCCCAUUCUAAGCCUCACGCCCACUGGCUGUCCACAGUCUCUAUGUCAAGGCAGCCCCCGUUGUGGUUACAGGGAGUUACUGGGGUCACGUCCUUAUCAGGCCCUCCUUGUAUGGUUGAGAAAGCCUGCCCUGCUGCCCCUCCCCUUACUGUAGUUGCUAUGUCAGCUGCUAGAGCUCAGUCCAUCCUACCACUGAGCCCAUAGCACCCUGUCCCCUGAGACACUUAAAGACAUUUAACAGACAUUCUUUUAAGUGACUACAGAAAGUUCCCACCAUUGGGAGCCAUUAGUGGCAAACAGCAUUGGUUGCUGCCCCAACUCUCUCUUUCUUGCCUGUCAGCAAAGUCCACUUCCCUUGAGAGAGGCCAAAAAGGACAGGUACUCCUUUCUAAGACUCCUUUUUGCUAGGAGUGGCCUUAUCAUUCACUUCUGACUAAUAAGAUUUAAGGGCAUUAGUGUGCUGGUCAACCACUGUCCUGGGGAAAAAAAAGUCCUGAUUUGUAGCAUUUGCCAAGUUGCCUGGUGUAAAUGCUCCCACCGUGGCGAUGUCAGGGGUGGUGGUGUUUAGCAACCAGCUCACAAAAAUCUAGGAAAUGUAAUGAUCUGCUUUCACAAGCAGGUACAAACCGGCUUCAGUGCACCAUUGCUUAAGAGGAAGUCUGCUGGGACUGGAGGACUCCUGGGAAGUAACUCCUGAUUGAACAAAGAAAGAGAGGGGCACCUGGGCCACCUCAGUUAA